Molecule: messenger RNA, 5488 nt
Organism: Thunnus maccoyii (southern bluefin tuna)
Lineage: Eukaryota; Metazoa; Chordata; Actinopteri; Scombriformes; Scombridae
Exons: 4
Coding region: 754-1989 (411 amino acids)
Biological process (GO): protein dephosphorylation
Cellular component (GO): cytoplasm
Molecular function (GO): protein tyrosine/serine/threonine phosphatase activity
Source: RefSeq, a predicted model, not a curated record
AUUCACAAAUGCUAACUCUCAAAUAUGUCUCGCCACAUUUUUUCCCAACUUUCUACACGAACAGCUGAUUUAUAGAGCCCGUCAUGAUGUUUAAACCUCAUCGGGUUAACACAACCUGGAAGGCUGAGUUCGGGGUGAAAAAGUUUUCACAGGCUAACCGCAUUGGAGCUCGUGCAGCAGGGGGUCGGGCUCGCGCUCACGGAGAUGAUGCUGCUGGGCUCGCGGAGCCGCUGGGUAACCGGCCAGCAGUCGCUCCGGCACCGUAAAAACUAACACAUUUGUGGUGUUUGUCACCGACGGUAACUUGUGUUGUGUAGCAGCCGACAAACACAACAAAAUGCUGCCGUAGUUGAUGUUUAAUGAGCCGCAAAGGAGCAACAGACAGCGGGUAGUUAUGCUAACCAGCGGCGGUUAGGUUAGCCCGCAACGCUCCAGCACUUUUACCGUUAACGUUGUCUUCUCCAGGCGUCAUGCGAUCGCCGUCUCCCGGUGUGCACGUUUUAGUUAUUUGCGGUUUCCCAUUAGGGCUGAAAUAACCGACGGUUAGAGGUUUCAGCAGCUCAACAACAUGACUCACACACUAGCAGGCUAAGUUAGCCGGCGAAGUUAGCCGGUGAUGCUAGUGGUGCCCCCUCCAAGCCGCGGGCUGCUGAAGUGAUGUCUGUCCGAUGGAGCUGAAGUGUUUCUCGGCUUGCCAAAGAUGACGCGCCGCCUGAGCCGGGUGUUUGUGCCUCUGUCAGCAGGAGGCGGAACAUGGAAACCGAGGAAGAGUGGAACAAAGACCUGAGUGCACACAAACUGCUGGAUAAAAAGGUCCUCUGCAAGCAGAAUGGAAGGAUCGGUAUAGUGAAAAGUCUUCACAGCCUGUUGAAAACCCAGAACACACUGCAGAUUCAGUCCAUCACCCGCUCAGAAUGUGCUGGCUCUUGUCCAAAUCUGAUGAUGAGUAGGAGCGAGCACGCCGAUGCGCGGCCCGUCCCCGUGGCCCUCACCCCCCAGCUCCCCCCCAGAGCUCACCGGCCCCUCUGCGUGUCGGUCUCCUCCGACAGCAGCGGACGCUUCAAAGCUCUGGAGACGCAGGAGUGGAAGAACAACCUCAAAGCUCAGAUGGAGCAGGCCCACAGCGCAGGAGCCGCCAGCAGCACAGGCUCUCUGGAGCGAGCGUCUCUGUUCUGCGCCUCGGCGUCCACCACGGCGUCCAGCUCCGGUCUGUCCAGCCCGGUGGAGAUCCUCACCAAGAGCAAAUCCUCCAGCCGCUUCUCUCUCUUCUCUCCGCCCUGGAACAGCAGCUCCGAGUCCGACUCCAACCCUCCGUCUCGCUCGGGCUCCAAGAAGCUGCGCAACUACAGCAGGAGAGCCGCUACGGGUCCAGCCGGAGCCAGGGGGCCCGACACGCCUGAGUCCAAACCCGGCGGCCCCGAACACUUCCAGUACUCCGAACCAGUCAUCUCCAAGGUGACGGACUACAUCUACGUCGGCAACCUGAACGCGGCGUACAACGGGCGCACCUUGUGUCGCAACAACAUCGACAGCAUCAUCGACAUGAGCAGCGUGCCGGGAGAACCGGGCCCCAGCCUCAACCUCAUACCCUGCACCUGCUCCCGCGGCACCCGCCAUAGCUGGUCCCGCCUCAAGGUGGACAUCGGCGACGUGCCGGACGCUCUGGGCGACGGCCCCGCCCUGAAGCAGCGCUGCUUCGAGGACAUCAACGGAUGCAUCGAUGCCUCCACUGAGAAGAGGAAGCGCGUUCUGGUCCACUGUCGGGACGGGUACUCCCUGGCGCCCACCUGCAUCAUCCAGUACCUGAUGGUGAAACAGAACAUGAGGCUGAUCGCAGCCUACGAGCUGCUGAGAGCCAAGUACCCGGUCAACAUCAGAGAGUGCCACCAAAACGUGCUGGUGAGCCUGGAGAGGGCGCUGCGGCCCGGAGGCAACGUGGACCCUGAGUGCUUCAAACAGGCCAUCUCACGCAAAGUGGCGUGGACCUGACUCAGUUUCCCAACAUGCUCGGCUUCUUAAGGUUCUCUUUACUCCUCCACCCUGUCGCGGUAUUAGAUGUUACUCUAAAGACAACCGAGGGCAGCUGUUCUUCUCCCUGUAGACUGCUCAACUGGAUAUUAUUGUUCCUACCUGAGUUCAGUGGUUGUAAAAGUUAUGAAUUUGAUGUAUUUCCUCUUCAAACCUGUAAAUGUGACCUGGCUGUGAUGCCCCUCCCCCCUCCCCCUCCUCCCCCCUCCCCCCACAGAGCAGGAGACGCAAUAGACUUAACUGUAAUGUAUACAGCUUCUUGGUAUAACAAUGUAAUUGUGUUGGCUGUAUAGUUGAUAUAGUCCUGCUUCAGUUCUGUGCCAUGCUGUCGUGGUGGUGUUUUAUAUCAGGGGAAUUUCUUAAAGGGAGAUCUCAGGAGAUUAUUGAUGUCAUUUCAGUACAGAGUGGGAAAUUAUUAGUUAUUAGUCUGCGGCCUCCAUCACACCUGGAACUAAAAUGCAUCUUGGUGACCUGUGUUUACAUCACAUAUGGUUGGAAAAUAUGUCCUAAAAGGUUAGAAAGAUCCCGUCAGUUUAUAGUAUACAGCAGGUUAACAUGUGACACAAUGUGAACAGAAAAUCUACAUUUAAUCACACAUGGUUCCAAUAACUGCUUCAAAGUUCUGCUGCAGGUGUAGAUCAAGGCAUCAGAAAAUCAUUUUAAUAGUGAAAAGGUGGUUUAAUGAGCCAAUUGGCACUUUUAAACAAUUAUAAAUAUGGAAGGACACCUCUGUGUGUUCCAGUUUUUAUUCACAGGGAACAAUAGAAGUGAACAUUUGAGCCUUGUUCCUGAUGUCUUGAAUACUUGAGGAGGAAGAGUUAAGAAAAAUUCCUGUUGCUGAUUUCCAUGUUUUCACCGAACUGUCCGACUAUAGAAACUCAACAGACAGAUGGACAACUCAGAGAAGCUGUCCUGUGGACUUAAAUUCAAACACAGAUUUGGUGUUCUCACCAAAUGUGUCCUUUGGCUACAUGUAGAGCUGCAACUACUGAUAAUAUUUUCUAUUAAUUGAGUAAUUGUUUAGUGUAUAAAAUGUCAAAAAGUAAAUCUUAACCCAGAUCCCAAGAUAACGUCUUCAAAUAUCCAACAGUCCAAAACCCAAAAAUAUUCCAUUCAUAAUGAUAAAAAACAGAGAAAAGCAGAAAAUGAUCACAUCUGAAAAGCUGGAACACACUGACCUGAUUAAUCGAUUAUUAAAAUCGUUGCAGAUUCCUUUUCUUUCGAUCGACUGAUUGAUUUAUUGACUUUGUUUAAGCUCUACUUGCAUCACACGCUAACAGAGCACGAGAUGCAAAGAAAACAGGAGCCUGUUGAUCACAACGUUGCUCCACAGAGUCUCUCUUUAACAGCUUUCACUCUCCCCACACAUGAAAACUCAAACUUUUAUGGAAGAUUUAAACACAAACGGUCACUCAAGAUGGUUUUUAAACAUAUUUCUGACGCCAGGUGUGAACUGCAAUCUGUGAACUUAAAGAUUUUGACAUAAAUCUGCAAAGAUCUGACAAUGAAGCAAGUAAGGCUGUGCGAUAUGACCAGAAUCCCAAAUCCAGAUAACGAUACGUAUCACGAUACACCACAUUUUCUGUAAAUUCAAUGAAUAAAUAGUUUAUAUAAAACGACAACAUGGAAAAGCACAGUUUUCUGGUCCGUGUUAGACUUUUCAUACCUAAACCACGUCCAUGCAUCCGCACCGUGCAGAAGAACCCAAACUAUCGUCCAAAUGAUGAACAAUAUUGCCGCAAAAAGUGAUUGGCGACACAACAGAAUAAAUGAUGGAACAUAAUAUGAAGCGAUAGACGUCACAUGAUAUAAAUCAUCAUAUCGCACAGCCCUGGAAGCAAGUUAACUGUCCAUCUUUUGUUCGGAGGGUGUUUUUCUUCCUAUACGAUUGUUUGGAUGUUCUCGCCGCUGUGGUCAGUUGGGAAAUAAAGGAAUCGGUUUUCAACCCUGUCGAAACAAAAGCUGCAACUCUGCCGCUGAUUCUCUAAAGAUGGAGGACGUACAUGUGAUCGACUGGAUUACAUCACUGAUUCAUCUGCUUCUAUCGCAAGAAGAGACUUUGCACAUGAACACGAGUUUAAAAUCUGACCUGCUUCUGAUCUUGUGACCUUUUUGUGCUGUUUUUUUGUUUUGUUUGUUUUUUUGUGUGUUUUCUGAGGUCAUACUCGAUGGAAGACGAACGGCCCAACCUGUCCUCUGUGAGGAAGACUGUAGCCCCGUUUUGUUUUGUUUUGUUUUUUUAGCCACAGUUUGGUUAAAUCUCUUGGGUGGUGCUCAGACUGUGGCUUUGUGAAUUUGAACUUCAGUGUAUGCAGUAACGCUGGGUGAUGUGCGUCUCUGUGGAUUAUCAGUAUUAGUGCGUCGGUGCCACUGAACUGCGAUUCAUCGUUAAAACUGCAAGAGAUGAUUUUGCACUACAAGAUUAUUGUCUGAAAUGCAAAAUAUUGCCUUUUUAUUUUAAUAUUGUUUGAAUUAUUGUUUUUUUUAUUUUUUUUAGAGAAUGACUGAUGACGUUACUUUCCAAGAGGUUUGACAUUUACCACGUUUACAUGCUCAUUAGAACCAGAUUUAGGUAAAAGUUUUAAUUAAAGUGUUGGCAGCCAGAUAAUCUGAGUUUACAUGAUUUGAUGUUUGACCAAAACGAUACGAGUCUUAAUCUCAACAUGAUGCUUUUUUACAACAUCUGGUACUCUUUAUCUUUUUCUACAAAUAAAGUUGAGUCACAUAAUCCACAGUUUUCUGCACAAAAAUCAAAUUAUUGAAGUGAUGAGACAUUUUCUGAUGAAAGAAUAAUCUGACCAAGCAUUCAGUGCCAACAAUUAUUUUCAUUGAUUAUGUUUUGAUUAAAGUCCAUUUGAGUCCCAGCCGCCAGUUUUGGCCAAAUAUUCGUCUUUUCAGAGAAGAUAUAAAAGGAAAUAAAGAGUGUGUGUCAUAGUUCAACUCUCCUGCGUUGCUGCAACAUAAAGAUAUUACAUUUACAGUGAUAUAAAACAAAAGCAUCAAAUCCUCACAUCAGAGAAGCUUUAAUCUCAGAGUGUUUUUGUUCAAUUAAAUGACUUAAUUAAACGAUAAUUUGCUCUCCUGCCCUGCAUGAUUUAGAUGUUUCUCCGCUCCGACACACCUGAUUCAAAUGAUCGGCUCGUUAUGAAGCUUCAGCAGAGCUUAAUGACGAGCUGAUCGUUAGAAUCAGGUGUGUUGGAGCAGAGAAACGUCUAAAUCAUGUGGGGCAGGAAAAGACUAACGCUGGACUAAUUGAUUAAUCAGCACUAGUGCUGAUAUUCGCUCAACUACAGACGCAAUUCAGUCAGUAGGAAGAAAGCUGUCGAGGUUUAAUAUCUGUCCUGUAUUUGGUUUAAGUAUGUUUUUGACUAACGCUGUAAUAAGCUGUCCCGCUUGCUUUUCCCCCCACUGGUAUAUUUUGUCUCGCCAGUUCUGAUUUAACCGUUAUUUUAGCGCAGUC